This is a messenger RNA of Tremella mesenterica DSM 1558, 1500 nucleotides long. RefSeq lists its product as uncharacterized. Gene Ontology annotation, cellular component: RNA polymerase II transcription regulator complex. NCBI's taxonomy places the organism in Eukaryota, Fungi, Basidiomycota, Tremellomycetes, Tremellales, Tremellaceae. The record is from RefSeq and is a predicted model, not a curated record. Gene Ontology annotation, molecular function: DNA-binding transcription factor activity; protein dimerization activity. Gene Ontology annotation, biological process: positive regulation of transcription by RNA polymerase II. The transcript has 2 exons. Bases 1 to 1500 code for a protein of 499 amino acids.
AUGACCACUUCCGUUCCUAUACCACGAAUGAAUCCACAUCUCCCUUCCAAUUCAACACGCUCGCCACCGUCACUCUCCCUCUCGUCCUACCGUCCUCACCCAUAUCAGCGACAGUCUUCAUCCAUGGUCUAUCCACAACCGGACAUUCCGAGAAUCCAACUUCCUCCUCCCCAUUCUUCUGCCCCGCUCAAGCUCAAGCUCGACUCUCACUCUGCCAUCUCUCCCAGUCCCAUCAGACCAGCCAGCGCACGGGAGAGGGAACGCGACCCAGAUCGGGAUAUACCACCACUCUCUUCUCUCGGUCUCGCAUCGCCAGAAUCAUCAUGGAGACCUCAUACUUCGGAUUCCUUCAGUCAUCCACCUCAUAUCCAUCGAGCUACCAGUGGUGGAAGCUAUCAUUCUCAAACCCAAUCAAGAAGUCAUUCUCAACUCCCAUCCGUCCACUCCAUGUCUAGCACCACCUCAUCUCCAAGUCACGCCACUUCUACCAUUGCUCCCACCAGCUCCAGCUCCAUGCCGCCACCCAGAGUCGAGUCACCGAGAUCUGUCAGUCCUGCAGCACACCCUAUACGUCCAUCGUAUUACGACCCUCGUCCAUCUUCCCAGUCCUCACAUCGUUACCCACCUCAUGGGAGAGAAUGGGAACGAGAGCAAAGGCCAAUAUCGGAUCCGAGAGAUGAAAGAGAGCGUCCGAGGGAAAGGGAAAGGGAAAGGGAAAGGGAAAGAGAAAGAGAAAGAGAAAGAGAAAGAGAAAGAGAAAGAGAAAGAGAAAGAGAAAGAGAAAGAGAAAGAGAUAGGAUGUACGAUUACCCCACCUUGCGUUCAGAAGACCUCUCUCCUCCUCUCCGAGCAAUCCAUGACCCGCACGUCUACUCGCCAGAGAAAGAAUAUCGAUAUGGUCCUAAUCCCAGCGGUCUACAUCCUCACACUCAUGCGCAACAACAGAUGCAACAUCGACCGAGGAGUCAUUCGGUGACUGCCCCACCAAGACAUUUGAUGGGUAUGGGAGGAGAGGAGAUGGGAAUGGGCAUAAUGGGCGGACAGGAGGGAUUGUUGAUUCCGAACACGUCUGGAGUAGGACAGCCUGGUCAAUCGAGAAGGUUGGCGCAUUUGAUGUCGGAACAAAAACGACGAGAAUCCAUAAAUGUCGGUUUUCAAUCUCUCCGAUUGGCCCUUCCUACGGCUAUACCAAGCGAUAGUAAAGCGAUCAUCCUGCGGAAAGCUGUUUCCCACAUUUCACAUCUCGAAGGUCUGCUGCGCCAAGCCGGGAUCCGUCCGACCGCAGCUUCGGGACAUGUCGGCGGGGCGGGAGGUGGUGGACAGACGGGGACGGGGUUCGGGUCUGGUUCUGGAUCCGAGUGGCGAGAAGGGGAUGAAGGUGAGAUGGGUGAUGUGAUGAUGGAUGAAGAUGAUGAUAGGGAGAGGGAGAGGGAGAGGGUAAAGCAGGAACCUGAUAGAUGGGAAGAAGAAGGAAGGAGACGGAGAAGAGGGGAUACCUGA